AUGUUGAAGUGCAAAACAAUUAAAUUCGAAUUAUUUAAAAAAUACUUUAUCUUUAAAAAUAAUAAGAAUGAUAAGAAUUACUCUUUUCAUGAAUAUUUAGUUUAUCAUAUAUAUCAUGGAAAUUUCAUCGCAGAGCAUUUAAAUAACGAGAAAACUAAUUUUGUGGGUGCUUAUAACCAACUUAAGCAAUCCUAUUUAGAGAGUAAUAAACAAAAAUUAACAGAAGAUGACAGAAUUAUGACGAGUGUCUAUUUUGAUUUGAUGAAAGAAAUUCGGCAAGAUUAUACAAAAACCCAUAUGUUGUCUUUGUUGGUUAUCGAUGCAAAUAAAAAAUUUGGCUGGUCAGAAUUUGAUCCUUCACAAGAUGCUAAAACAAUUUCAGCAAUGCAGAGUAUAAAAAAUUGGUCUUCGAAUAGCAACAAAUUAAUAUCAACUAUUGGAAAAUACAUUUCAGAAGCACCAAAAGAAAAGUUAAAUGAAGAUGACUCUUUAUAUUCUGGUAUAAUUGAUUCAGAAAAUAUUGAGAAUCAAAAACCUUGCUUGUUUCAAAAACUUUCAAAUCUUAGUAAGUGGAAACAAUUUAAUGAAAUUGGAUUAACCAAACAAAAGAUGCCAUUUAAUCAACAUAAUAUUAAAGCUUGUCUUGACAAAAACGAAAAUGAAAUAGAGAAAAAUGGAAAACAAUUAGUUCGUGAUUUAAAUCGGUUUUUUAAACGAUGGGAUCAAGCUCAAAGUCUUUCAGCAAAAGAUCGUGGUGCUCGAAAAUUUGGCGAUGUAAUUAGAUAUUUUACAGGAAGUGAUAAAAAUCUUUAUAAGCUCUUUUUCGUAGAAGUAUCAUAUGGACCAUUUCAUCAAGAUCCAGAACCUCAUAUCGAUGACGAUAAAAAAAAAUUAGAAAAACCAG
Dentiscutata heterogama is the source of this 904-nucleotide messenger RNA. The record is from the annotation of a GenBank genome assembly. Lineage: Eukaryota; Fungi; Glomeromycota; Glomeromycetes; Diversisporales; Gigasporaceae.